Molecule: messenger RNA, 6242 nt
Organism: Xyrauchen texanus (razorback sucker)
Lineage: Eukaryota; Metazoa; Chordata; Actinopteri; Cypriniformes; Catostomidae
Product: zinc finger protein 385A-like
Exons: 8
Coding region: 815-2086 (423 amino acids)
Cellular component (GO): nucleus
Molecular function (GO): zinc ion binding; nucleic acid binding
Source: RefSeq, a predicted model, not a curated record
CUCUUUUUUCCUUUUCUACUCCCUCAAUUCCCUGUUCUUCUCCCUCAUUCCUGUUGUGCUCUUUCUUUCCUGUUCUACUCUCUCGCUUUCUUGUUUUUCUUCCUCUUUCUUGUUCUGCUCUCUCUUUCCUGUUUUACUCUCUAGCUUUCCUGUUCCUUUCCCUCUUUUCUGUUCUAAUCUAUUUCCCUUCUCUUCUCUGUCUUUCCUGUCGUGAUCUCUCUUUCCUUUUCUACUCUUUCUCCUGUUUGGUUUUCUCUCCCAUGUUGUGCUCUCUCUCUCUCUCUGCUCUUCUACCCUCACUUUCUUGUUUUGCUCUCUCUCUCUCUCUCUCUCUCUCUCUCUCUCUCUCUCUCUCUCUCUCUCUCUCUUUCUCUAUUUCACACCCGCUCCCUCCUUCUCCGCAUUCUCCUCCUCUCCCCUUGCUGGCACAGAUUUCUGCACUUAUUAAGGUCCUGGUGUGAUUAUCUUCUGGAAUCUCAUGCGCUUGUUCUGUAUUCUCAAUGUGGUGAGAUUGAGAAGGUGACAGUGGGAUGGGCCAAGAAGGGGAAAUGUGCUUCUCAGUGACUGUGUGACUGUGUCUGUACAGGACACCCUUUCUUUGAAUCCCAUUAUUGAUCAAAGUUCAUUGGGACUAUUUUGGCUCCUUAUCCAAAGAUCACUGGAGCCUCAAAGAUCCAAGCGGCUUGGACGCUUCAUUGUUCAUGCCAGCAAAGAUUCCUACUGGAAAAUUGCGGUGUUGGGGUAAAAGUGGAAAGACCCUUGGAGACCGAAAGAGGAGAAGAGAAGACGGGAAGAGGCAGAGGAAGAGGGUUUAAUGUGGGGCACAGGAAGCAUCAAUCGAAAUGGGGCCAUCCCCACAUUUCUGCGGACCCCAACAAUGAUCCAGCCUCAUCUGGAUAUGAAGCCCUUUCUGCAGUUUCCAAUGGAGACUGCUCCUCCACACAGUGUUGGGCUCUUCCACAAUUUCAAUGCGAUGGAUCCUGUCCAGAAGGCAGUGAUCAACCACACCUUUGGAGUCCCUUUAAUCAAGACCAAACGGCCAAUAAUUUCCUGUAAUGUCUGCCAGAUCCGAUUCAACUCAGAGAGUCAGGCAGAAGCCCACUACAAGGGGAACCGCCAUGCUAGGAGAGUCAAAGGCAUCGAGACCUCCAAGAGCCGCCCACAAGAGAGCGACAAACCUCCUCCUGGGCCCAUCUCUUCCCCUUCACCUACAGGACCCCUGCCUGCCAACUUGGACACUGACCCAAGCAAAGCAGAUGAGACGCAGCCCGCACUACAGUUAAAUGGAUCCACGGUGGCCCCGGGGCCCGUAGCUGUUUCUACUUCCCCAACCCCAGAUUCUCCUGGCCCUUCUGCCUGUCCCCUUCUGCCCACUCCUACUACCCCUCAACCGCCCCCAGCCUCCUCUUCCUCCCCCUGCUGUGACAACACAGAGCAGGCAGGCACUGGGGUCCCUGGAGAAACAUCAGCCACCCCCAGCAACCCUGAGACUGAAGAGGACAAAUCCAAAAAGAUGCUUUACUGCUCACUGUGCAAAGUGGCCGUCAAUUCACUCUCCCAGUUGGAGGCCCACAAUAAAGGCACUAAACACAAAACCAUUCUAGAAGCCCGCAGUGGACUCGGCCCCAUUAAGGCAUACCCUCGUUUGGGUCCGAAGCCCAGUGGAGAGCAGGGAGGAGGGGAAACAGACCCCAACACUCAGGAACGCACCUUCCACUGUGAGAUCUGCAACGUGCGGGUCAACUCAGAACUGCAGCUCAAACAGCACAUAUCAAGUCGAAGGCACCGGGAUGGAGUGGCAGGAAAGCCCAACCCCCUCCUAAGCCGACACAAGAAGCACAGGGGAGCUGACCUUGCUGAUCUCACCAAAGCAUUAGGUGCCGGCCUCCUGCCUAGUCCUCUGGCUGUUGCUGCAGCAAUGGCAGCUGCCGCCUCCUCCAAUCCGCUGGCUCUCCGCGCAGCAGCUCCCACCCACCAUCCGCAUCAUCACCUCCUGCAGGGUCCGCCUCUCAGCCAUGCCAUCUUGAGACCAGCUCCUGGGCCCAUACGCACCUCACAUGGGCCAAUCCUCUUCUCUCCGUACUAACUUCACCCACACCCCCUUAGCCAACCACAGCCAGUCAGGAGCUUCACCUCCAAAAGCACACUGUGACGAAAAAAAUUAUAGUGAAAUACCACAGCAAUGACACAAAUCAACUCAUCAACAAAAAAGUAAACUACUAAAGAAGCAGAAAGGGUAAAGAAGUGAGAUAAACCAAGGAGGGUGUGAAACGACCCAACGGGCGUUACAACCCUCUUUCCAUCACCCUUAACUGCCUCCUCUAUAAGUAAUUAUCAUUGGUGUAUGGAUGGAUGAAUAAAUGGACAAAUGCAAGGAUUGUUGGAAUAGAGCAAUAUUGUAUGCUGAAUGCAUUCCAUGUCCUUGUUCAUUAUCUUCUAUUCUUCCCACUAUUUAUACACAUACUGUGAGCAGAAAUGCUGGAAAUGACUUAGGUCAUUAGGUUUAUAGAGAGCCCACAAAACACAAAAUACACACAGAGACACAUUCAAACACACUAAGACUACAGUUGCUGUAUGUGUUGUGUGCCAUGGUACCUUGUCGUUCUGGCUCUGCAUCCUAAACCCUAUGCACCUUGAUAAAAAUAACAAAUACCCUGUUACAUCAGUAUGGUAGCUGCUUCUAGUAGUCUUAGCUUAGCAAGUUCAAGUUUCAAGUUUAUUUUAUUCAACUUGUUCCCUGUCUGGCUUUAGCUUCAGAACGCAUCUUUACAAGAUGGAAACACCACACUCUUCAAUGCAGUUCCACCAGUUUCCAUAUCAAGUUGAAAACUGUGGGCAGGCAUGGUCUAAGGAUGCCCAACUCUUUCUGAAUACUGGCUCAAUGCUAGUUUAGCAACACAUCUCCACCAAAUCUAGCGUGAGAAGCAAAAUACAGUGGACUGCAUUGUGUAAAAGGUUCUCUCCAGAAAGCAAGAUAUCAGACAAAUCAGUUGCAUCUCUCCAGGGAAAGGAGAGAUGUAGAAGAGAUAUGACUUAUGUCUUUUGUGUAGCUUUUACAUCCCUAAGUGUUAAAAGCAGGUAAUGUGUCAGACUAAAAACACCCCUGACCCCUCUUAGAUCUUAGAAGACAGUAGAUGUCUAUUUAUUCUAUUGUCACUUGUGUAGCAUAGUUUAGUUCAAAACAUCAAAGCCUGUUGACAAAGAAAAUAUUCAGAAAUUAAAUAUGUACGUAGAGGAUGAUGUAACUGUCAGUUGACGCUUAAUUAGAUGGCUUGGUACUAAGGCGACAAACCUAAGCACACACUUGGACUAACAUACAGGGUCCUUGGUUCAUUCUGUCUCUGUAUGUUCUAUGGAGAAUGGAGAUUAUGCAACCCAUAAAAAAAGGAUGGUAGCUUCUAACAAGCAAUAUUAUGGCCCCCUUCUCAUUCUUUGUCCAACUUCCUGCCUGCAUCCUAGCAAAGGACUGACACCACAGGACUGUCAGCCACUCCAGCAGCCUACAAGAAAAUGAAUUCAAUUAUCAAAGUUUAGUUAGAAUAUGUGGGCUGAAACAGAGGAUGCAAGGUCACAGAGGACAUGACUGUGCAAUGUCCCCUUUUUUGGUAUGAACUUCCUAUCUUGAAUCUAAAGCCAUGCGAUGCUUAUUAUUUUUGUUCUUUUAUUAUGAUUAAUCAAUGCUAAUGUUUUGUUGUAAUGUUUUUGUUCAUAUCACACUGUUAUGUUGAACAAAUAUUGUUGUGAAAAAUCUGAGGAUAAAAAUGUGGAAUAUUUUUUUAUGGAUGAUUGAAAACCUGCACUUGGGAGAAAUCGAAAUGGCCUACUCAUUGUAGAUAAUGCAUUUGGACAAAGUGAAGUACUCCUAUGAAUGGAAUAACAAAACAAAAAUACAAGCAAGGACACUCUUCUCACAUCAAGUACUGUUGGAGAUACACUGUGCCCUUCAUUGACAAGCAAAGUGCAACAAUGUCUUACUGUUGUUUGGAUAUUGCAAUGCAAUAAGCAACUGAAUUAUGUAAUUUUUGUUUUUUUUUGUUUUAGAUGAGCAUAAACCUAAUGUACCAGGUUUUAUAAAUGGUUAUGUAUGCCUGCUGAUAGGCCUCAAUGUUCUUCCACAGAGAUAUUAGCCUUUGCAGUACUGAGGGUGGGAAUUUUGAGCAAGAAAUGGGCACCCACAGGGACUGGCCCUUCAUAUUAAAGGGUCUUAUCAAUAUCUGAGUGGUAUAAAUAUAAAAAACAAUGUGUACAGCCAUAGCCUUUGCAUAUGUAGCUUAAUUUUACUUUUUGUUUGUUUGUGGCAUUGUUUGCAUUGUGUAGGAAGCAGGUUUCAUACAUCAUGAUUAUGCCUUUACGUCAUGCUAACUGUGGUUAGUAUCCACCGUUGUGCUUUUGAUGGACUUUACCUCUGUUUGUUUUCUAAUUAGUUUCUUAUGCACUAGGGUGCUGUAGUUCAUGUUGGUGUGUAUCGUGUAGUGCUGUGUGCGUACAAACAGAACCCGGUCUGGAAAAAGACAUUUGCGAUAGUGUAGAGGCUAGCAAUGGGCUUAAUGGAGCUCAUUGCUUUUUAAGCAGAAUCUGCUUUAAAAGGAUAGUACAAUCAAAAAUGAAAAUUCUGUCAUCAUGUGCUUAAAGGAAUAGUUCACCCAAAAUGUUUAAUUCUCUCAUCAUUUACUCACCCCCAUGCCAUCCCAGAUGUGUAUUACUUUCUUUCUUCAGAUGAACACAAAUUCAUUUUUAGAAGUAUUUCUCAGCUCUGUAGGUCCAUACAAUGCAAGUGAAUGGGUGCCAAAAUUUUGAAGCUCCAAAUAUCACAUAGGUCAGUAUAAAAGUAAUCAUAUGACUCCAGUAGUUAAAUAAAUGUCUUCAGAAGUGUUAGGAUAGGUGUGGGUGAGAAACAGAUCAAUAUUUUAUAAAAUUUUUACUAUAAAUUCUCCUCCCUGCUCAUUCAAUCUCCUCUUAUCUUUCACUUUCACAUUCUUCUUCUUGUGUUUUUGGUGAUUCACAUUAUUUAAGGAUACACCCCUCCUGGGCAGGGGGAAAACUUUCUAAUUUAAAGAUUUAUCUGUUUCUCACACACACCUAUCCUAUCUCUUCAGAAGACAUGUAUUUAACCACUGGAGUCUUAUGGCUUACUUUUAUGCUGACCUAUGUGAUUUUUGAAGCUUCAAAAUAUUGGUACCCAUUCAAUUGUAUGGACCUACAGAGCUGAAGUAGUCUUCUAAAAUCUUAACUUGUAUUCUGCCGAAGAAAGAAAGUCAUGCACAUCUGGGAUGGCAUGAGGGUGAGUAAAUGAUGAAAGAAUUAAAUUUUUUGGGUGAACUAUCCCUUUAACCUCAUGUUGUUUUAAACCUGCAUGAAUUACUUUUUUCAGUGGAACUCAAAAGUGCAGCAGUCUAACAGGGUGUUAGCAUGUUAGCAGAGUCCCUAACAUUCUGUUUCUUUUCGUGUUCCACAUAGACAUAUGGGGUUUAAACAAUUUGAAGGUGAGUAAAUGACAACAGGAUUUCGAUUUUGUGGGGGUAAACUGUUCCUUUAAACUGCAAAUCUGUUAUUAGUCGUUUCUAUCACAGACAUAAUUAAAACAAUAAGAAGGCAAUGUAUCUGUGUGAUUUCAGAUUUGCAGUUCAAAGUAAUUCUAUAUUACAAACACUAUGCGCACUGACACAGACUGUAGUUUGAAACCGGGUGUCCAGUGCCCCUUUGAAACCAUGUCAGGUGAAAAGCUGACAGCCCAUCACUGCUGACACAUACUUGCUUAAAUCCCUCCAUCAACACUGUAAAGACCAUAUUCAUCCUGUAGUCAUCUCUGAAAAAAAAGUGUCAUCAUUGUACAGAAUUAUCAAGAGCUCUUUAAUAGAUUUGUUCAACCUAUCAGGGCAGGUGUGAUGUUAGCGGUGAAGUCUUUUUUAGCCUUAGCCUUAUUCCACCCCAGGCCUCUCCAGGAGCGGAUGUGUAAUGGAGAAGCUUUGGUCAAAACCUUGUCUUGCCAAUAAAGUUAUUUUUUAAUUGAAUUGUCAGAUGGGAAAAGAGUAUGUGUGACAGAACGUAGCAAUAUUGAACUAAUACUGGGUACUCUUGUUUAUUGAAAUAAGGAAAUCAAACAAUAGAUGCAUAUGUGAGUAAAAUAUUAUAGAUGUAAUUUAAAUUAAACACGGAACAAUAUGGAAAUACUUGGUAUCAGAGAAAAUUGGUUUCCACAGGGGUGAAAAAAUAAAUGUCUAUAAAUCAAUAAAGAAUAUUAA